Molecule: messenger RNA, 213 nt
Organism: Soboliphyme baturini
Lineage: Eukaryota; Metazoa; Nematoda; Enoplea; Dioctophymatida; Soboliphymatidae
Source: the annotation of a GenBank genome assembly
AUGGCCACGGCCGUCGGAGAGAGGCCUGGCCGAUGUCGAAACGCCGCAGCCGCCUCCGUGUGCGACAAACAGCAAGCAAUCAAUGUCAGAAGAAAAGUUGACUCGGACAGACAGUGUCGAGCGUCGACAAUGGAAACCACGGCACUGAAUAUAAGCGUCUCUACAUUCUACUGCACCGAGGCUCGCCACCGGCCAACUGACCACGACAGCUGA